AUGGACGGUCAACGACAAUACAUCCCUGGGCCACCAACCAACCAGCAUCCUGUUAACCUGCCUCCGCCUCCUCCACGACCCCCCCAUCAGCAGGUACAACAACACCAGACUGGGGUGCCACCUCCACCUCCUGGUCCCCCUCCUGGGCCGCCCCCGGGAACCGGGUAUGGCGCACCUACGGGUUGGCAGCAAAGCUGGGGCAGACAGCCGAUGCCUAGCGGAUUUCCACCUCCACCCCCUCCGCCGCUUCACCAAAAUCAACAUAUAGCAGCAUACCGUCCACCUGCUCCUCUAGCGAUUGUCCCCCAAUCCGACACCCAACCACUCACUUCCGCAACCUAUAUACCCGGAAAUGAUACAAUUGGAGUUGGUAUUCCGCCCUUGUUCGAGACGAACGGACAAGCCUACGACUCCUACCCCCAGCAACGACAAGCGAGUAGCCAAACGUAUCACCCUGGCACCGAUGGAACCUAUAACCCACAAACACCAGCGGCCCGAGUUGCUCCUCCGUUUGCCCUACACAACAAUGUUCACGAGUUGGUGACCCACGAGAAUCCGCUGCAGAAUUCGGCUCAAGGCAUAGACCUCGCGAAAUCACCGAGCCAUCGACAUCAACCCAGUGGUGCGUCGCUCGGUGGAAUGUCUCCUAGCGAAGCUGCUAUUCAGUGGCCGCUGGACCGGGUACUUCUUUGGCUUGCAAAAAAUGGCUUCUCCAAAGAUUGGCAAGAAACCUUCAUGUCCUUGGAGCUCCAAGGAGCUGAUUUCCUCGAGCUUGGCUUGGCAUCUGGUGGACGAGGAAAUCUUGGGAAAAUUCACAAGGUUGUGUAUCCCCAGUUGGCCAAGGAAUGUGCGCGAAGUGGCACCGGAUGGGAUUCAACUCGCGAGCGAGAGGAGGGCCUGCGCAUGCGCAAGUUAAUCCGCCAGAUUCACGAUAAUGGAUCUGACUCUUCGAUCUCCACACCGAUGCGCGGAGAGCCGCCGGCAUGGGCUAGCACCUCUGCUGAGAGUGGGACUGGAUUCUAUACAAGCCAGAUGAUAGAGCCUCGUUCGGCUGGCCCGACGCCUGGUAUCAACGAUAUUACUCCUGAGCAACUGACCAAUGCUCAAAAUUCGUCAAAUGCGCAAAAGAACCUGCAAAUGCGCUCUGUCACCUUGCCCAUCCCCUCCGGUCAUGAUUCGCCAAUGUACGAUUCUCCCUCAAGAGAAUUUCCCACAUGGCUGCGAUCUGACUAUUCUAGAAAUGCCUUGGCGACAGUCAAUGAUCAUCGGCGCCAGAGCCCUUCCGUUUCUAGCGAGAACGGCACCCUUCCUCCUUCUCUGCGGGCCCAGGAUAGCCCGAAGAGUGGCAGUCCCGCGGCCCAAUAUGUGUCUCCUUCAUAUGCGGGGCUAACAUCCUCAUCUACCGGGGACCUGACAUUGAAGUAUGAACAUUCUCGUGGAAAUAGCACAGAGUCUAUUCCUGGGGUAGGACGGGGCUCUGCCACAAUGGGUCGGUACUACGACAGCCGCAGGCAAGGUCAGGAUGGUAACCGGCCGCAGGACCCAGGUCGACCAUGGAGCGGAGAAACUUCUUCGUCGUAUUCCAGAGAUCAUGGAAAGGGCAUCCUGAAUCUUUUUACCCGGAAAAAGGCGCAUAAAGCCGAUUCUUCGAGCCAUCCCUCACCAGAGGAUCUGGAGUCUCCCCCAAGCCCCGAACCUCGCACAAAUGGCUACCUGCCAUAUCAGCCUGGUUUCAAUACAAGUGACAUGUCUCUGGGCGAGCGUCCUUCUUCGGCCACAACGGUUAAGUCAAAGAAAUGGAUCUUCGCGACCAUGGAUGGCGUCAACUACCGCCUGAUUGAUAUCUCCGAUUGGGAUUCUGUGGAAACUCUACGCGCCGGCAUUUGCCAGAAGUUGGGCAUCUUCGACUGGAGCAGUGCCCAAAUUUUCCUCACUCAACCUGGUCAGACCGAGCACGAGGAUCCCAUGAGUGAUUCAAUCUUGGCAGUCAGCCGCCGGACUAAGUCUGACGCCUAUGGCUCUCUGAAAGUAUUCGUGAAAGGGGCCGCUGUUCAAGCCCCAGCAAACCACCUUCCUCGGUUCGACGGCCUUGGAGUCUCGAUACCCGUUGACAAGCCGGCCUCCCCCACGGCGGCGACUCAUGCCCCAAUCCAUCGGAAACCACUUGAAGAGGGAGCUCUUAACAGACUAUCACCGCAUGCCCAGACUAAGCCUAGUUCUGACCUUCUGGGCUCUCGGCAGACCACACUGAAGGCAUCAACGCCGAAAACGCCGGCAGACGGUUCUCCGGACCCUGGCCAAGCCUUUGAUGCCGACAAGACGGAUCUACUUGCUCGCCAUGAGGCACAUAUGCGCGAAGUCGAGCGGAAGCAAAAAGAGCACCGCAUUUCCCGACUUCCUCCGUCCACCACACAACAAUCACGGAAAGAUGCCUACGGCGAGACAGGGUAUAGACGUGAAGGUGUGAUUGACUUUGAUACACCACGCAUUUCACCGUACGAAGAGAAGAAGUCUGACAAGUCUGACACGCUGGUGCCUCUUCGGAAACCACCAGUUGCGCCAAACGAAUCUAACACCCUCACCAAAAUCAACUCGCUUAGGAAAGCUCCAGGUGAGCGCGGAGAUCGUCACCGGCCCCAGCCACAGUCUGCAGUGCAAACACAUGGUCUUGGAGCAGUACUUGCGAGCGUUGGUCGAAUGACGAGUGCCAUUGGCACUCCAUCCCCUUCGGUCCCGGUGCCUUCGACGCCGUCGUCAACCAAUCGGGACAGUGCUGGCUCGGAUUCAGACCCACCGAAUACGAUGGAUUCUGCCGUAACAGCUUCAAGUAGGACUACCUUGGGUAAGGCACACAGGCAGCUUGGCUAUUAUUCUGCAACCCCUUCUGUUGUAACCAUAGAUACUGACAAGUUGUCCGAUCCAGACUCCUCUAGGACUGCUUCCAAAUUUGCCGCCGAGCAAGGUCAAAAAUCACCUUCAUCGUUUGCUGCUCGCUCUGCUACAAAUACUUAUUCGCCCCAGAGCACGAUCUCUCAAAAACCGGGCUUGGUAUCUCGCAAGUCAUUUGGUCCCGAGUUCGAUUUCGAAGAGUCGGAAGUGUCCUUUUUGCGAACGCCACAACAGCCUGUGGCGCAAGCAGAUGAUGAUGGUGAUUCAUCUGAUGAUGGCCUCUUUGCAAUUCGACCUACAAGAAACGAGUCCCAGAAGCCCGAGCCCGAGCCUGAAAAGAAACGGAAGCCUUCUCUUACCCUGGAUACGGAUAAUAACAACCCGCGUCGGGCGGUCAGCUUCAUAUCUCCGAAUACUGCUUCCGGUGAGAGCUUUCCCGGACCAGCGGGGCACAGUUCCGGUGGAGAGGCUUCCGAAUCUCCAGAAAAAUUUUCAGGCACCUUUUAUGGGACAGACUCUUCAGACGACGAGAAGCCCCAACGGAGAGAUUCGUUUGCCAAUGGAGAUGUUUGGGCUAGCAGACCCGCCGUAGAGGGCGUUAUCGACAACCUGGAUAGUUUCUUCCCGGAUGUCGACCUGGAUGCUCCUUACCUCGAUGAGCCUCCGUCGCCAAAUGCCAAAGGGGACGUUGACAACGGGGCAACCAUCAGAGGCAAGCAAGAGGUUGCACAUGCACCGCAGCCGCCUGUCGAUAUAGGCAGUUACACACCGGAUGUAUUGACAAUGCAGCCUCCACCACCGCCACAAGGCGCAUCAAUCGUUGCUAGACGCAAUGUGGACCGCAGUGGCGGUCUGUCGCGGAAGAAGUCAAUUCGUGAAGUGGCUAGAGGUGCUGCACACAGAACCAAGAGUAUCAGCUCUUCGGGCCCUCAGCGAUCAGGCGAUCUACUUCGCCGUAAGAGUACCAAGAUGUUCGGCGCGAAGAUUAUGCAAAUCAGUCCCAAGCCAGGUACCAGACUCAGUCAGCUCGAUCCCAUCCCGCAAAACACCCCUCCAGGACCGAGCGGCUCUGUCCCACAGCGUCAGCCCACUUUCCGUAUCAUCCGUGGUCAACUUAUUGGCAAGGGAACCUAUGGUCGUGUGUAUCUGGGCAUGAACGCAGACAAUGGUGAAGUCUUGGCGGUGAAGCAAGUCGAGAUCAACGCCAGGAUCGCAGGAACAGACCGAGACCGUAUCAAGGAAAUGGUUGCUGCCCUGGACCAGGAGAUUGACACGAUGCAACAUCUCGAGCACCCAAAUAUUGUGCAGUACUUGGGGUGCGAGCGGGGCGAAAUGUCGAUUUCCAUCUACCUCGAGUAUAUUUCUGGCGGUUCCAUCGGAAGUUGUCUUCGCAAACAUGGCAAAUUUGAGGAGAGCGUUGUCAAGUCUUUGACCCGCCAAACCCUUGGUGGCUUGGCUUAUCUGCAUGACAUGGGUAUUCUCCAUCGCGACCUGAAGGCGGAUAAUAUCCUCCUCGACCUUGACGGAACUUGCAAGAUCUCCGACUUUGGUAUCUCCAAGAAAACAGAUGACAUCUACGGCAACGACUCCACCAACUCCAUGCAGGGCUCAGUCUUCUGGAUGGCCCCGGAGGUCAUCCAGUCCCAGGGCCAGGGCUACAGUGCUAAAGUCGACAUCUGGUCCCUUGGGUGCGUGGUGCUGGAGAUGUUUGCUGGCCGCCGGCCGUGGAGCAAGGAAGAAGCCAUCGGGGCUAUCUUCAAGCUGGGAAGCCUCAACCAGGCUCCGCCUAUCCCCGACGACGUUUCCAUGAACAUCAGUCCUGCAGCUCUUGCAUUUAUGUACGACUGCUUCACAGUGGAUUCCUCCGAACGUCCCACUGCGGGCACCUUGCUCACCCGUCACCCCUUCUGCGAGUCAGAUCCUACUUACAAUUUCCUGGACACGGCGCUAUAUGCCAAGAUCCGUCACGUUCUGUGA
This is a messenger RNA of Penicillium canariense, 4866 nucleotides long. RefSeq lists its product as uncharacterized. The record is from RefSeq and is a predicted model, not a curated record. The transcript has 2 exons. Gene Ontology annotation, biological process: protein phosphorylation. Gene Ontology annotation, molecular function: ATP binding; protein kinase activity. NCBI's taxonomy places the organism in Eukaryota, Fungi, Ascomycota, Eurotiomycetes, Eurotiales, Aspergillaceae. The coding region runs from base 1 to 4866 and encodes 1621 amino acids.